AUGGGUUUUCAAAUCAGGAAAAUUUAUCCUGAAGACCUGAUCCCGUCUGUGGUGAGGAGACAGCAUGAAGAAGAAGAUGAUGACGAAGAUGGUGAAAGUGAUGUUGAUAAGAAAGAGGAAGAGGUGGAGGAGAAGAAGGAAGUGGCUAGCAUGCUUCCGAUCGACAACCUGAGCACUUCUAAGAAAGCCGCACUUUACUCACUAUCGCUAAUUCUGGCCAAUCAUGAGAGCGCAUUGAGUUGUCAGGUGAAGUCUAGGUGUCUACGACUGCCGGAUCACUAUGCCCCAUGCGUUGUUCCUACCGUCCCAUCACCAAACGAACUUUUAUCCAAAAAUUGGGGACAAAGCCGGCCCAAAGGUGAGCUGAAAACCGCUCACUUUUACGUGCAACUCCUGGAUAAUCUGAUCGGCUCUUGGAGGAUAUUUUCAACAAAACGCAAGGUCAACCUCUCUUCCGACCCUCCAUCUUAUUUCGAACAGGCAAACACCGAGUCUCCAUCGGUUGAAGACUCUCCCAGUCUUGAGACUUCCUCCAACUCGGCGUCUCCUAGACCAUCAAGGACCUCCAACUCCCCAGACUGGCCAAAUGAGAAUUGUGUCAGAGGAAAACGGUACCGAAAAGCACGAGCUUAUUUCCAACCACAUCACCUCUUCGCCUUGGAAAACUUCUACAAGCACCAGACUUAUCUCUCCACCCAGGAUCGUGAGCUCCUCGCUCAACGGCUUGGGCUUUCUGAAGACAGGAUCAGGACGUGGUUUCAGAACCGUCGGAUGCGAGAGAAACGGAAACCGCGAUUUCCCUUGAGCACAAUUUCGAAUCCCGUGAAUCUCUCGACGGAAAAGGAUGUCAUGGGAACCAAAUAA
Messenger RNA from Mesocestoides corti, 864 nucleotides. Lineage: Eukaryota; Metazoa; Platyhelminthes; Cestoda; Cyclophyllidea; Mesocestoididae. The record is from the annotation of a GenBank genome assembly.